Thamnophis elegans (Western terrestrial garter snake) is the source of this 533-nucleotide messenger RNA. RefSeq names its product gametogenetin (gene GGN). Gene Ontology annotation, molecular function: ubiquitin protein ligase binding. The record is from RefSeq and is a predicted model, not a curated record. The transcript has 3 exons. The coding region runs from base 14 to 433 and encodes 139 amino acids. Lineage: Eukaryota; Metazoa; Chordata; Lepidosauria; Squamata; Natricidae. Gene Ontology annotation, biological process: gamete generation; double-strand break repair.
CCGCACUUUCGGGAUGAACUCCCAGCUGCGGUUAGACGGCGUCCCUCCUUUCCCGCCGUUCGAAAAGGUCGCGAGGCCGUUUUAUUUCGGGGAAGCUUUGGACCGCUCUCUUCCUCUGGACAAGCCCACCAGCCUCGAGCAAGAUGCCUCUUACCCCCAGCCCAGUGCCGAACGAGAUCCGGAGGCCGACCGAUCUCGGGCCCACCACUGGCCGGCGUUUCAGGUCGCCGAUUCGUGCCCCAGGAGAUGCUACUGCAAACAUCAGGACCAGAGGAAGCUACCCAAAAAUGUUCUGGCUUGGCUCAACCCGUCUGCUAACCACCUGACGGAACCUCCCUGGGUCGCCACAGCCAUGCUGGCCGUCUCCUUGGUAGCCGGCACCAAGUUCUGCCUGGAUUCUUACAAACAGCAACACGUGGCCAACGAGGACUGAACCAUUAGCUGCAAGCUUCCUGCUCAAUAAACCUUCUACAACACCAGGAGAGUUUGCUCGUGCAUCCAACUUUGCCACUUUUAAGGCUUGUGGACUUCGA